CUAAUUCAACCAUUUUGACUACGACUAUUCACCACUAACCAACUAUACAUAGCGCACAGCUCAAGAACACCCUAUCUUCAAACUCUCCAAAUCCAAACUUCAAUGGAUAUUCACAGUCUCAUAAACCCCAUCUCGUUCACCAUCCUCCUCUUCACACUCUCCUUCCAUCAAUUACCAUCAAAAGCAUGUCAUGAAAUAGACAAACAAGCAUUACUUGGAUUCAAAAACAAAAUCACUUCAGACCCAUCAAACCUCUUGCAUUCAUGGACACCUUCCACUGACUGCUGCAAAUCCUGGGAAGGCAUUGCCUGCGACGCCUCGGGCCGAGUCGUCAAUGUCUCUCGCUCUGGCCUCGAAUCAGGCACAGACUUCAUCAUCGACACAUACAUGUCUGGAAUUCUAUCUCCGUCUCUCGCCAACCUCUCGUCUCUCCAACUUCUCGAUCUCAGCAAUCUCAAAGAGUUGACAGGUCACAUUCCAAUCGAAUUUGGCAAGUUAUCGCGCCUCGCUUACCUCUUCCUCGACUCAAACAAGCUCACCAGUUCGAUUCCCAAGUCUUUUCAAUCCCUUACCGGUCUAAAAAAGCUUUACCUCAGCAAUAACUACUUGUCGGGUACUGUCCCUUCUGUUUUUCAUUCCAUGUUUUCGCUUUCUGAGUUGGGUUUUUCAGGGAAUCAAUUGUCUGGCUUUAUACCUCCAUCGAUUGGAAAGCUUGUUUCGUUAACUCUGCUUGAUUUCCAUCAAAACAAUUUUUCGGGUUCUCUUCCAGAGACAAUUGGCAAUCUCAAGAUGCUUAAUUAUCUUGAUUUGUCUGAAAAUCAAAUAUCUGGAAGCAUACCAAAAUCCAUUGGCGGACUCUCUAAAUUAGCCCUUUUAUAUCUGAAUCAAAACCAGCUUACAGGAAGCAUUCCUUGGUCGAUAAAUGGACUUAGUUCUCUGAAAUUUUGUCGAUUAUCAGAGAACAAACUCACUGGCACGUUACCAGCAUCGAUUGGGCAGCUUCCUAACAUCCAACGGCUAAUCUUUGAGAACAAUAGACUCACAGGAAAACUCCCUGCAACCAUUGGACAUCUCACUACUCUCACCGAUAUUUUCUUUGCAAACAACAGAUUUUCCGGGAAAAUCCCAUCAAGUUUUGGCAAUUUACAGAAUCUUCAGACACUUGAUUUGUCAAAAAACCAACUAUCGGGUCCAGUUCCUCCCCAGCUUGCUAAUUUACAGGGUUUACAGAGCUUCGAUCUCUCCUUUAAUCCGCUGAAGCUUGUCACCAUACCAAAGUGGUUUUCAAAACUAAAAGCUUUUCGGCUAUUGUUAGCGAAAACCGGGAUCAAAGGACAGCUUCCAAGCUGGCUAUCUUCAUCAUCACUAUCCACACUUGAUUUAUCAAGCAAUGAAUUGACAGGAAAAUUACCUCCUUGGAUUGGAAACAUGACAAGCCUUUCAUUUCUCAACCUAUCAAACAACAGGUUUUACGCAUCGCUGCCAAUCGAAUUCAAGAACCUUUCGCUUUUAAUGGAUCUUGAUCUCCAUUCCAACAAGCUCUCAGGACACUUGGACACAAUUUUCAUGAAAAAUGUCCAAGACCCACUUGGGCAUUUCAACUCAAUUGACCUCUCAAAGAACAUGUUUGAUGGUCCUAUAGAUCCGAACAUUGGGGACAAACCAGCCAUGGUUUCAAUUGUAUCGUUGAUUCUUUCAAACAACCCGUUGGGAGGGUCAAUACCGCGGUCAUUGGGAAAACUAAAUGGAUUGCAGGUUCUAGAACUUUCUGAAAAUGGGCUUUCUGGGAAGAUACCAGUGGAGCUUGGAAACGCCACGGAAUUGACAACAAUUUUGCUUUCGAAAAACAAUUUGACUGGUGCUAUUCCUGGAAAUGUACUGAAUUUGAAGGGGAUUCAAGAAUUUGAUGUGUCUGGAAACCGACUAAGUGGGAGGAUUCCUCCUCAUAAUGCUAGUAUACCUGUGUCUGGUUUUAUGGGAAAUCCUGGCUUGUGUGGAGCUCCAUUGCCUCCUUGUAGACACUCCUGAUAAUACCUCAUUGAGAUCACAAUUACUUUUGAUUUACAAAGGUUUGUUCUAGAAUGGAUACUUUUAAUUGUUUUUCAUCAAAAAUUAAUGUAAGUUAUGACCUGAUCUAUAUGCUUAGUCAAUUGCAGUGCCUUUAUGUUUUUUCUUCUCGUUA
This is a messenger RNA of Camellia sinensis, 2182 nucleotides long. RefSeq lists its product as uncharacterized. Lineage: Eukaryota; Viridiplantae; Streptophyta; Magnoliopsida; Ericales; Theaceae. The record is from RefSeq and is a predicted model, not a curated record. Gene Ontology annotation, molecular function: protein binding.